Punica granatum (pomegranate) is the source of this 903-nucleotide messenger RNA. Lineage: Eukaryota; Viridiplantae; Streptophyta; Magnoliopsida; Myrtales; Lythraceae. The record is from RefSeq and is a predicted model, not a curated record.
UCUUUGCAAAAGAUAAGGGCCAGCUGAGUGAAAUAGAGGAGCCGCGGGGUUCUCUUCUCUUUGCAGGGUACCCCCGAGAGACCCGACGAGCAGCAGUGGACUUGCUUCAGCUGAAUCCCCCUUCUCCGGCGUCAUUUCGGCCGCCAGCGGUUUUCUCUGGGAUUGAAUUGCCUCGCCUUAGGAGCUUCUCGGUUCGUUGCGUCGUUUUCAGAGGCUGCUUCUGCAGUUUUUACUUCCAGAUUAGCACUAGAAACAAAUUUUAUGGCUGGAAAAGUUGCACAGAAAGCAGUGAAGGCAAUUGGGGAGUACCAAUACCCAUGGCGUGAAAAGCUGGCGAAAUACAAGGAUGAGCUAUCCAAGGGAGUGUGGGGAUAUUGGGAGCUUGGGGCGUGGAAGCCCUUGGGCAUUAGCGCUCGUCGCAGAGCUAGGCUCCGCAAGGAAGUCCUACUCGCAGGGCAAGACUGGCCAUUUGAUCCCGAGAGGAAGGAGAUGAGGAAUGUCCGGAAAGGACACAAGUGCGACAGGAUAGCCGCUGAGAAGCGUGAAAACACCGCGAGGCUGAUGGAGAAGAUGCCUGAUAUGUUGCUCGCCUACAAGAAGCGCAGGUGGGAGAAGAAGAUGAAGGAAGAGGACAAGAAGUGAAUCAGAAGAUUGCUCCCUUCUCUGUAAUGUUUUUGCAGAUUUCGCUUCUUGGACCUUUAAUAAGCAAUGUUGCUUCUACUAUACAUGGAUCAUUUGGCUGUUUUAGUGCACAAAAGAAAAGAUCGACUUCCUGGGAACGUGAAGAACUUGGAUACGGAUUGUUCACGGGGUAUGUCGAGUCACAUAUGUAGACUUGCUGCUAUUAUAUUUGGACCGCAAAAAUGUCAUAAUCUCAAUUCGAUUUAAACGGACUUAUAGAGA